This is a messenger RNA of Apus apus (common swift), 885 nucleotides long. RefSeq names its product histone H2A.Z. The transcript has 5 exons. The record is from RefSeq and is a predicted model, not a curated record. Bases 168 to 554 code for a protein of 128 amino acids. Gene Ontology annotation, molecular function: structural constituent of chromatin; protein heterodimerization activity; DNA binding. NCBI's taxonomy places the organism in Eukaryota, Metazoa, Chordata, Aves, Apodiformes, Apodidae. Gene Ontology annotation, cellular component: nucleosome.
CGGAUGCAGGCACGCUCGGCGGUUAUAAAGCGCAGGGGGAAGGCGGGAGUGGGCGCAGUUUGAAUCGCGGCGGGUCGGGGCAGGUCGGUGCUGUCGCCCGGGACCCGUGUGAGCGAGGCGCUCUCUUGCUUUCUCUGCCCCUGCGCGGCGCUGCGGCCCGGUUCGCGAUGGCUGGUGGAAAAGCUGGGAAGGACUCCGGGAAGACCAAGACCAAAGCAGUGUCCCGUUCCCAGAGAGCCGGGUUGCAGUUCCCUGUUGGCCGCAUCCACAGGCACCUGAAGUCUAGGACUACCAGCCAUGGGCGUGUGGGAGCCACAGCUGCAGUGUAUAGUGCUGCAAUCCUGGAGUACUUGACAGCUGAGGUCCUUGAGCUGGCAGGAAAUGCAUCCAAAGACUUGAAGGUGAAACGUAUCACUCCCCGCCACUUGCAGCUUGCAAUUAGAGGAGAUGAAGAAUUGGACUCUCUCAUUAAGGCAACAAUUGCUGGUGGUGGUGUAAUACCACAUAUCCACAAGUCUCUGAUUGGAAAGAAAGGACAACAGAAAACUGUCUAAAGGAUACCCAGAUUUCUUGUUAUCUCAGGACUUGAAGUACUUACUUGUCCAGUGUUGGUGAUUCCAGUGGACUGUAUCUGUGAAACACGAUUUUGCCUUUUUGUAAUUUUGAGAAGAAAAAGCUCCCUCGAGCUUUCUAACAAACCAAAUUUCUGCAUUGAAGUCUUAACCAUAUUUAAGUGUUACCAUGGCUUCAAAGAAGCUAUUGUAUUUGCAGUGGGUUUUGAUUGAACUGACUGGUUUUAGAUUGGUUUAAGUAAAGGAAAUGUUUGGUUUUGUACAGACUUUUCAUCCACUAGAGUGGAAAUAUUCAAUAAAUGUUAUAUCAAGA